Messenger RNA from Peromyscus californicus insignis, 4960 nucleotides. RefSeq names its product FERM and PDZ domain containing 2 (gene Frmpd2). Gene Ontology annotation, cellular component: cytoskeleton. The coding region runs from base 82 to 3933 and encodes 1283 amino acids. The record is from RefSeq and is a predicted model, not a curated record. Gene Ontology annotation, molecular function: protein binding. Lineage: Eukaryota; Metazoa; Chordata; Mammalia; Rodentia; Cricetidae. The transcript has 29 exons.
GACUUGCCGGCCAUUGAUCCUGUGUAUUGCUGGGAAGUUUUGCUAAGCUGAAGGCCUAGAUCAGUUUGCGGAGACAUCUGGAUGCAGCCCUUGAAGGACACAGGCAUGAAUUCGGCUUCUGUGACACUUGCCAGCGCCCUGCAGGUCCGGGGUGAAGCUCUGUCUGAAGAGGAAAUCUGGUCCCUCUUGUCACUGGCUGCUGAGCGGCUCCUGGAAGACCUCCGUAAUGAUUCCUCGGACUAUGUGGUCUGCCCCUGGUCACUCCUGCUUUCUGCAGCUGGAAGUCUUUCUUUCCAAGACCACGUUUCUCACAUAGAGGCUGCGCCAUUCAAGGCUCCUGAACUGCUACGGGGACCAAAUGAGGACGAGCAGCCCGAAGCAUCCCAGAUGCAUGUCUAUUCCCUAGGGAUGACUCUCUACUGGUCAGCAGGGUUUCGUGUUCCACCAAACCAGCCCCUGCAGCUUCGAGAACCCGUACACGCCCUCCUGCUGGCCAUGUGUGAAGACCAACCUCGAAGACGGCGGCCACUGCAGGCCAUUCUGGAAGCCUGCCGGGUUCGUCAGGAAGAAGUGGCGGUGUACCCAGCCCCUGCCAGUCUCCACGUCAGCCGGCUGGUGGGCUUGGUGCUGGGCACCAUCUCCGAGGUGGAGAGAAGAGUUGUAGAGGAAGGUGCCUGUGAGCAGCAGAGCAGAAGCUACUUUCUCAGGAGCAAGCUGCAUCGGGCUGGCAGUGAGAGCCCUGGUGCUCGGGCCUCUGAUGGUCUGCAGCCUCGAAGAAUUUCAGAGAGAAGCACAGAGACACAGAGCUCCUCGGAGCGACGCGGGAGCACCACAGCACACAGUCGGUGCAGCUUCGUUAAUGGUGCUUUUGCAGGUGCGGGUCCCUGUGACUGUGAGGAAGGCCUGCAGUGUGGCUCAGGGCCUAUACUCUUGGCGGAAGCAGAAAGCUCACAGCCAGCAACAUCUUCUCCAAGGAAUUUCCUACAAAGAAAGGGAAAGUUCUCCAGACCAGAGUUCAUUCUGUUGGCUGGCGAGGCCCCGGUGACCCUACAUUUGCCUGGAUCCAUUGUGACCAAAAAAGGGAAAUCCUACUUGGCUCUCAGAGACCUCUGUGUGGUCUUGCUGAGUGGACAGUGUCUGGAGGUGAAGUGUGACAUGGAGUCCACAGCAGGAGUUGUCUUCAAUGCUGUCAUGUCCUUCAUCAACCUUGAAGAGACCACCUACUUCGGUUUGGCUUAUGUGAAAGGUGAAGAGUUCUUUUUCCUGGACAAGGACACCAGAUUGUGCAAAGUCGCCCCAGAAGGCUGGAGAGAACAGCACCCGAAAGGUUCCAUGGAUACUUUGACUCUCUUCCUGAGGAUAAAGUUCUUUGUCAGUCACUAUGGGCUGCUCCGGCACAGCCUGACAAGGCAUCAGUUUUACCUGCAGCUUCGGAAAGACGUUUUAGAGGAGCGGCUGUACUGCAGUGAGGAGACACUGCUGCAGCUGGGGGUGCUUGCCCUGCAGGCUGAGUUCGGCAGUGCUCCUAAGGAGCAGGUGGAGAGUAAAGCAUAUUUCCGAAUUCAAGAUUACAUCCCAGCAAGGCUUAUUGAGCAAAUGACAGCAAUCCGGGCCCAAGUAGAAAUCUCCGAGAUGCACCGGCUCAGUUCUGCACCUUGGGGAGAAGAUGCUGAGCUGGAGUUCUUAGAGGUUGUUCAGCAACUCCCAGAAUAUGGAGUCCUGGUUCAUCGAGUUUUUCCAGAGAAGAAGAGACCAGAAGGGAAAAUGGCCUUGGGGGUCUGUGCCAAAGGUAUCAUAGUCUACGAGGUGAAGAGCAGCCGCAGGAUCGCGAUAUCACAGUUUCCAUGGAGAGAAACUGGGAUGAUUUCAACUCAUAAAAAAAAGCUCACCCUCACCAGCAGCAUCACUGGGAAAAAGUACACCUUUUUCACCGACUCAGCCAAGACCUGUAAAUAUUUGCUGAGCCUCUGCUCUGCCCAGCACUGGUUUAAUGCACAGAUGAGCUCCGGGCAGCCUCCUCAUCUUUUAAGUGAUCAGUUUAAGUUUGUACAAAUAGCCAACUUGAAUUCUGCACACCAGACACAGACUGACCCUCUCACUUGGGUUCAGAAACUGUCAUCCUCGGAAAACGAGCUGUGUGUGCCCAGGUUGCAGAAUGCCAUGGGAGGCCGACUGAGCACAUCCGUGGAGAGCAUGCAAGGCAGCAAGAAGAUCGGGAUGGAGGGAAUCAGAAACAGCCCUUACAUUGGCCAAGAGCAGCUGAACAGCGUCAGUUUGAUCCAAAAGCCAACUCAGAAUCUCUCUGGGACAGCUGUUCAGAGCAUGCGCACAGAGUCACAGAAUAGCUGGAGGAAGAACUAUGCGGAAGAACCCAACCCAGACAUCGUGUGUGUGACAUUGAAGCGUGAUCCACAUCGUGGUUUUGGUUUUGUCAUUAACGAGGGAGAAGAUGCAGACCAAGCAAAGCCAGGCAUUUUCAUAUCUUCCCUUAUACCUGGGGGACCAGCAGAAAAGGCUAAAAAGAUCAAACCAGGAGGGAAGAUACUAGCCUUGAAUCACAUCAGCCUGGAGGGCUUCACAUUCAACAUGGCUGUUAGAAUGAUCCAGAAUUCUCCUGACAACAUAGAAUUAAUCAUCUCUCAGUCAAAAGGUGUUUGUGGAAAUAGCUCCAGUGAAGAAAAGAACAGCACAACAAGUUCUGGCAUGUUCUGUACAGACAUCCUGAGCAAUGGGCACCAGGAAAGAGAGUCAGCACACACAUAUGACCAGGACAGAAAUGUCAGAGGACCGGAAUUGGCUCAGGCCGCUGGUUAUUGUCCUCCAUCACCUCUAGAAACCAACGCUGGUGAAAUCUACUUCGUGGAGCUCGUUAAAGAAGAUGGAACACUUGGAUUCAGCGUGACUGGUGGCAUUAAUACAAGUGUACCUCAUGGAGGAAUCUUCGUGAAAUCCAUCAUUCCCGGAGGCCCGGCUGCCAAGGAAGGACAGAUCCGACAGGGUGACCGGCUCCUGCAGGUGGAUGGAGUGAGUCUAAGUGGCCUCACUCACAAGCAGGCUGUGCAGUAUCUCAAGGGUCCUGGGCAGGUGGCACGGCUGGUCUUAGAGAGGAGAGGCCCCAGGGCUGCACCACAGUGUCCUUCUGAUGAUGACAGGAUGGGAGAUGAGCACAUGGCUGUUUCCCUGGUAACAGCCAGGUCUGGCAGACCUGUCAUUUCAGUGACGGAUGGUCCUAAGUUUGAAGUCAAACUGAAGAAGAAUAGCAGUGGUUUGGGGUUCAGUUUCGUGAAGAUGGAGAGAGGAAACUGCGGCCACCUCAAGAGCGAUCUUGUGAGGAUUAAGAGGCUCUUUCCCGGGCAGCCAGCUGAAGAGCACGGAGCCAUUGCAGCUGGUGACAUUAUCCUGGCAGUGAAUGGAAAGUCCAUAGAAGGCCUCGCCUUCCAGGAAGUGCUCCAUUUACUGCGUGGGGCUCCAGAGGAAGUGACUCUCCUCCUCUGCCGACCCCCUCCUGGGACACUACCUGAGUUGGAGCAGGGAUGGCAGACCCCUGAACUAUCAGCAGACCAAAGAUUCGCCAUGGCAACGUGCACUGAAUCAGAGCAGAGCCCCGGCCUAGAUCAAGAGGACAGCUGGAGGGACCUUGCUUCCCUGGACACGGGGGAAGGCCUGGCUCCCAGGCCAGCGUCUUCCUACAAGGCUCUCAGAGAGGUGAAAGGGGACCAAGAGAGGCAGGGAGCCUGGGCCAGGUCCUUGAUGCACCCCAUGGAAUCCCAUCCUCACGUGUGCAAACUCCACCAGGAAGCAGAGGCCCCAGCGUUGGCUACCUCUUUGGAAAAGGAUAUGAGACAGAACUGCUAUUCUGUGUGUGAUAUCAGGAGACUGGAAAGAUUUUCCUUCUCAUCUUCUUUAACCAGAUUAGCAACAGAUAUUUUCUGAGUGGCUCUCUGCAUGUCUGCAGUGCUGUCGAAACACCCUGCUGUCUGCAGUACUGCUCUGUCUCAUCCAAGGCGUGUGUGGCUAUCCUGGGUCCUCCCUGGAAGGCUGAAUCUCUCUUUCACAUCUGUGUGUGCAUCGCCAGAUAAUGAGCCUCACCGGUCCUCUGCCUCCUGUGUCCUUCUUUUGACAUGGGGACUAAAUGUCACUCCAGCAGGCUGCCUAUCUAAACAGAGACUUUAUCAGUGCUUAGAAAAGGACCCGAUGUUUGCACAAAGUGCUUUGAAGGUUGCUCCUAGCUAGCCUCCAUGGGCUCUUUCCUCUAAUCUGGCUGCUGAAAUAGUUCAAACCAUCGGAGUCAAAAUAACAGCAUCUCACUGAUGGCAAACUCACCCCAUGCCAGGAGUCCUGGAAGGCGUAUAAUGUAUAGCAAUCAUUUAAUUAAAACAUUCUAACAAUCCUAAUGAUUUCUCAACCUUCCAGUGUUUCAGAUUAAAAAAAAAAAAAAAAAACAAACUAAGAUUGCAGACAAGUAGUAAACCUACCCAGGGUCUCAGUGUAAAAAGCAGGUCCUAGAAGUGACCCCAGCUCACAGCUUCGCCUGCACUGCUGUGCCUUCCAGCAGCUCCCCAACGGGAGCUCCUGGGUUUCAUAUGCUGAGCUGCCUCGGCUUGCUGCUCGGGCUGUAUUAUUUCUGUGCUGCUCUUGUUCUCAUUAGCUUGAGAGGUUCACCAGCUCAGGGACCAUGUUAUGUGCCGUUUGCAUCCUGAUGCCCUGGGCAUCUUCUGGGCAAGAGCUGUUUGAACCUGGCUGGGUCUUAGGUGAUGAACUAGGAUGAGGAUUUUGAGAGGCAAGGAGAAGGGGAGGGCAGGGAUUUUUUGAUGGAGGCUGCACGACACACAAGUUUCUGUUUUUUAGUCCUGGAUUGGACACAUGUUUUCUGCACGAAACCUCUUCCCUCACCUCGGACGAUGAAGAAUACCUGACCCUCAACUCCACGUUCUCAGGCCAGCUGCCCUGUGAAGAAUGU